UUGUUAUUUUGUUCUCUUUUUAGGUCUCACAUUUUGGAUGAGUCUGAUCCUAAGGAGCUUGAGAUUGCUCGACAAACAUUAACGUUUUUAAAUAGCUUUGAAGAAAUUAUUGGUGCUAAGACAUUGGAGAAAUCGGGUUUAACUGAUGGGCUUUGUCCGGAAACAAGUUCAAUUCCUGAUUUUCGAGGUUCACUACCACAAGCUGUGUUGUUGAUCGAAAAUCUCCAGGAAGCUGACGUUGUUGCUGCCCACCCUGAAGUGGAACUUGGUGGGGAAUGGAAACCGACUGAUUGCAAAGCGCGUCACAGAGUGGGUAUCAUUGUUCCCUUUCGUGAUCGUCAAAGUCAUCUUACGCGUCUGCUGGAUUUUCUCAUCCCUAUUCUUCAAAGACAGCGUUUGGACUUCCGAUUUAUUGUCACUGAACAGUAUGGCAACGACUUGUUCAACAAAGGCCGUAUCAUGAAUGCUGCGUUCCGAUUCGCUGAAACGUUAAAUGUGGACUGCGUUAUUUUCCAUGAUGUGGAUAUGUUCCCACAGGAUGAUCGCAAUCCAUAUGCAUGUCCACCUUUUCCACGUCAUAUGGGAGCAUUUGUGAACACUCUGGGAUAUCAACUAUGGUACGAAGAGAUCGUGGGUGGUGUGUUAGCAGUAUCUAUGGAAGAUUAUAGAGUUAUUAACGGUUACUCGAAUAUGUAUUGGGCAUGGGGUGGAGAGGACGACGACAUGGGAAAGAGGAUUCUUUCGUUAAACUAUACGAUAGAGCGGCCAGAUCCCGAAACAGGCCGAUAUUCAAUGUUGAAGCAUGUGAAGCGGAAACGAACUGCACCAAAACUCGUAUACAAAUUGCUUGAUAUUGCGGAGAAAAGAGUUGCAUAUGAUGGAUUAAAUGAGACUGAUAAGUGGACUAUACGGAAGAUCACCGUGCGGCCACUCUAUUACCAUCUAUAUGUAGACGUCGGUAAAGUCCCGGAUGAAUGGCGUGAGAAGAGUUAG
Molecule: messenger RNA, 993 nt
Organism: Angiostrongylus costaricensis
Lineage: Eukaryota; Metazoa; Nematoda; Chromadorea; Rhabditida; Metastrongylidae
Source: the annotation of a GenBank genome assembly